UGGGGGGCGCGCCCAGACUCCGACCCGGAGGCGGAACCGGCAGUGCGGCCCGAAGCUCCGCAGUCCCCGAGCGCGCCCGGCCAUGCGCCCCCCGCGCCCCCGCGCUGCGCUGCUCGCGCUCCUGGCCGCGCUCCUGGCCGCGCCCCCGGUGGCCCCGGCCGAGGCCCCGCACCUGGUGCGGGUGGACGCGGCCCGCGCGCUGUGGCCCCUGCGGCGCUUCUGGAGGAGCACGGGCUUCUGCCCUCCACUGCCACACAGCCAGGCUGACCAGUACGUCCUCAGCUGGGACCAGCAGCUCAACCUUGCUUAUGUGGGCGCCGUCCCUCACCGUGGCAUCGAGCAGGUCCGGACCCACUGGCUGCUGGAGCUUGUCACCACCAGGGGCUCUACUGGAUCGGGCCUGAGCUACAACUUCACCCACCUGGACGGGUACCUGGACCUUCUUAGGGAGAACCAGCUCCUCCCAGGGUUUGAGCUGAUGGGCAGCCCCUCCGGCCACUUCACCGACUUUGAGGACAAGCAGCAGGUGUUUGAGUGGAAGGACUUGGUCUCCAGCCUCGCCAGGAGAUACAUCGGUAGGUACGGACUGGCGCAUGUUUCCAAGUGGAACUUCGAGACGUGGAACGAGCCAGACCACCACGACUUUGACAACGUCUCCAUGACCAUGCAAGGCUUCCUGAACUACUACGAUGCUUGCUCCGAGGGUCUGCGCACUGCCAGCCCUGCCCUGCGGCUGGGCGGCCCCGGGGACUCCUUCCACCCCCCACCGCGAUCCCCGCUGAGCUGGGGCCUCCUGCGCCACUGCCACAACGGCACCAACUUCUUCACUGGAGAGGCGGGCGUGCGGCUGGACUAUGUCUCCCUCCACCGAAAGGGUGCACGCAGCUCCAUCUCCAUCCUGGAGCAAGAGAAGGCCGUGGCGCAGCAGAUCCGGCAGUUCUUCCCCAAGUUCGCGGACACCCCCAUUUACAAUGACGAGGCUGACCCGCUGGUGGGCUGGUCCCUGCCGCAGCAGUGGAGGGCCGACGUGACCUACGCGGCUAUGGUGGUGAAGGUCAUUGCCCAGCACCAGAACCUGCUGCUGGCCAACACCAGCUCCGCCAUCCCCUACGCGCUCCUGAGCAACGACAACGCCUUCCUGAGUUACCACCCGCACCCCUUCGCGCAGCGCACCCUCACCGCGCGCUUCCAGGUCAACAACACCCGCCCGCCGCACGUGCAGCUGCUGCGGAAGCCGGUGCUCACCGCCCUGGGGCUGCUGGCGCUGCUGGACGAAGAGCAGCUCUGGGCCGAGGUGUCGCGGGCCGGGAAGGUUCUGGACGGCAACCACACGGUGGGGGUCCUGGCCAGCGCCCACCGCCCGGAGGGCCCGGCCGACGCCUGGCGCGCCGCGGUGCUGAUCUACGCGAGCGACGACACCCGCGCCCACGCCAACCGCAGCGUCCCAGUGACCCUGUGGCUGAGCGGGGUGCCCCCCGGCCCGGGCCUGGUGUACGUCACUCGCUACCUGGACAACCGGGUCUGCAGCCCCGAGGGCGUGUGGCGGCGCCUGGGCCGGCCGGUCUUCCCCUCAGCCGAGCAGUUCCGGCGCAUGCGCGCGGCCGAGGACCCUGUGGCCGAGGCCCCGCAGCCCUUCCCCGCCGGCGGCCGCCUGACCCUGCGCCCUGCGCUGCCGCUGCCGUCGCUCCUGUUGGUGCACGUGUGCGCGCGCCCUGAGAAGCCGCCUGGCCAGGUCACGAGGCUCCGCGUUCUGCCCCUGACCCGAGGGCAGCUGGUUCUGGUCUGGUCGGAUGAGCACGUGGGCUCCAAGUGCCUGUGGACAUAUGAGAUCCAGUUCUCCCAGGAUGGCAAGGUGUACACCCCGGUCAGCAGGAAGCCGUCAAACUUCAACCUGUUUGUGUUCAGCCCCGACACAGGUGCUGUCUCCGGCUCCUACCGAGUUCGAGCCCUGGACUACUGGGCCCGGCCAGGCCCCUUCUCAGACUCCGUGCGGUACCUGGCAGCCCCUGUGCCGGGAGGGCCACCCACCCCCAAUAACCCGUGAACCUGUGCUGAGCCCCGAUGGGCUGCACCUCCCUGGCAGCCAGCCGGCCAGGCUACUUUGCUCCCCUCCGCCACCACCCUUUACAAAAUACUUUUAUAUUUUAUUUUUUUCUUUCGUAUCUUGGUACCAACACCCCCUUUAAAGUGGCUUUAGUCUCAGGCCAAGGCCCUAGGCACAUUUGGGGGUGGCCACAGGGUAAACCCCAGAGGCUGAACUCCUGAGGACCCACCUGGAGCGAGGCCUGUUUCCUCUCCGUUCCCACUCAAAAUGCCCCCAAUCCUGGACCGGAAGUGUGUUGAGCCCGUGGAGGGCUGGGGGCCUGUCCCUGGGCCAGGCUGGGGAGCCAGCUCAGCCCUGCCCACCCAGGGGUUUCUGCCCGGGAUCCUUUGCUUUCUUGCUUGUUCUGCAGAGUGGGGAGCUGAGGCCCCAUGAGGGAAGACCCCUGUACCCCAGCAGGGUGGAGGGUGGGGUGGGGGUACCCCUUGCAGCCCAGGCUGUGGCCAGGAGCAGUGUCCACCAUGGUCUGUGUCUCCCCACCACGACUGUCCUGGCUCCAGAUUUGAGACGUGGCAGGGCCAGUUGAGGACAAUUUGGUGACUGUUUACAGAGAUGGAGGCAGGGUACCAGGAAGCCACAGGGCAGGGUUGCCCCCAGGGGCACUCACCAGUCCAGGCAGGGCUGGGCGCCCUGGUGAGGAGUAGGGACCUUCUGCCCAGGGGUGUGGCCAGGAGCCCGGGAACCAAGGCCCCUCUCUCUCUUCCGUUGCUCCAGGAGCCUCCAGGGCUACCCUUGGUGGCACUCAGCCAAAGGGCGGGGACACAGGGACCCUGCAGCUUCCUCUGGAGGCUGUCUGGGGCUCUGGUGGGGUUGGGGGGCUGAGCCCACUGGCUUCACUGUAUCUCCCAAAGCCCAUGUCCCUUGCCUGCUCCCAACCAAUGUGGGCCCCCAAGGUGCUGGAGUGGGACAGAGACCCCACGAGGGACCCUCCCCUCACUCUUGGACCUGGGUGUUGUGGCUUUUGGCAAAAAUGGCCACAUAUAUUCCAAGUUUAUCCCUCAGCUGGGAUUCCUGGUGUGAGCCUGGCCCCCAGGGUGGUAGGCUGGACCCUCCUCUGGAGGCAAGGUAGAGGUCAGCAGGGGGUCCUGAGGCCCCACGGUACUGGCACCAGUAUUGGCUGAAUGGCAAAGCUGCAUAUCUCUCCUUCCCCAAGAGGCUCUGUCUCUGUCACCUUUCCUGGCGGCCACCAGCUUGCCGACAAGUCCCCACCCUCCAGUCUCACUGAUGGGGCCACUUUGGCCUUCGCUGAGAGUGGGUCAGGCUUGAGGCCGUGCCAAGAACCAGGGAAGCCCACGCUGGCUGUCAGCUUACACACAGCUUUGUCCCUGCCGCUGGGUACUUUGUGUCUGGGUCCCUGGAGCAGUUGCUGGGUGGCAGGAUGAGACUGCAUUUGACGUCCCCUGUCCACAGGACCUCCAGAGAGUGGCUGCCCUCUGGACAAAUGCAGGCACCUCUGUGGGAUGCGGGACCCUCACUCUGCCUGUUCUGCCAGCCCAGGGCUUGCCUCUUCCCCAAGCUUCUCAUCUUUAUCUCCUGAGUCUGGCCAACCUUUCCAUGGAUGCUGCCCGUGGUGGCGGCGAGGGUGGCUGGAUGUGCCACCUUGGUUCUGCUGUGGGGCAUCUCUUCCGUCUUCCAGGGCCAGCCCCCCCUCUAUGAUGCUGUGCCUGUUCCCUUCCGGGUGACAGUGUGCACCCUGCCUCCAUAAACCGCCUCUGCACUUUC
This is a messenger RNA of Cebus imitator (Panamanian white-faced capuchin), 3823 nucleotides long. RefSeq names its product alpha-L-iduronidase (gene IDUA). Gene Ontology annotation, molecular function: L-iduronidase activity. The transcript is spliced from 14 exons. NCBI's taxonomy places the organism in Eukaryota, Metazoa, Chordata, Mammalia, Primates, Cebidae. The record is from RefSeq and is a predicted model, not a curated record. Gene Ontology annotation, biological process: carbohydrate metabolic process. The coding region runs from base 83 to 2044 and encodes 653 amino acids.